Molecule: messenger RNA, 243 nt
Organism: Rotaria sp. Silwood2
Lineage: Eukaryota; Metazoa; Rotifera; Eurotatoria; Philodinida; Philodinidae
Source: the annotation of a GenBank genome assembly
AUGUUCAUCGGCGCUGCGCAGAAGCAAGCUUUGAAUGAACUCGGUCAACAUUUUAUUAUGCUUUUACGUGUUGCAUAUGUCUAUGACAUCGGUACAACACUUGAUGAGACAUAUGCUCAUGGAGUCGUGAAAUUGAUCAUUCAAGAUAGCGUCGAGCAAUGUCAAAAUAACGCGAAGUUCGAAGACGAUCUGCUCAAAACAGAUGCACAAGUUGAAGAAACAAUCAAACAAGCACAAAAAUAA